This is a messenger RNA of Rubroshorea leprosula, 1035 nucleotides long. NCBI's taxonomy places the organism in Eukaryota, Viridiplantae, Streptophyta, Magnoliopsida, Malvales, Dipterocarpaceae. The record is from the annotation of a GenBank genome assembly.
AACUCAGUGAGUUUUCAGCUUUUUCGAUCAAAAUGGUAGGCUCUGUAAACUUUCAUAUCAGGUCCAUUAGCUUGCCAUCCAGGUUUCAGUCUAAUUGUAUUGAAGCAGAGCUGAAAAAGCUUCAAAAUUUUGACUCAUCCUCUGCUUCUGAUACCAUACAAACUGGGUUCACCAGGUUGGCGGAGUUAUAUAACAGCGUCAAGGAACUCAUCCGGUCUCCUCUCACCCAACAAGCUCUUCACCGUCAGCAGCAUGCAGAGCCGGUUGAAGUGGCAGUUGAUGGGUCAGUAGCAAUGUUAGAUGCUUGCACUGCCGCGAGAGACAUUAUUUUGACCAUGAAGGAGAAAGCUGAACACCUUCAGUCAGCUUUACGUAGGCGGGGUGGAGAUUCCAGCAUCGUAGACAACAUCCAUGCUUACAUUUCCUUCAGAAAGAAGAUGAAGAAGGAAAUUUCAAAGAGCCUUACAACACUAACGAGACUGGAGAGCAAUAUUACAGUCUCCCUUCCUAUCAUGGAUGCUGAUUACGAUCUAUUAAUGCUGGUAAAGGGUCUGAGGGAGUCCAGUGCCAUCACUAUAUCUAGUUUCCGGUCUCAGCUUUUGUUCUUUUCAAUGCCUCUAAUGAAAACAAAGCCUGGUGGAUUGUUUUCCAAACUGAUCCCUGUUGCGGCUGAGAAAGGGCAGAAAUUUUUUAGUGAAGUGCGGAUGACAGACAUUGCUGUCUGCAAUCUCCGUGGAAAAAUCCGAGAAGGCGAUGCCAAGAUUGAUGUGCAAAUGGAGCUGAGCAGAUUGGAGACAAUAUUUAUGAUAAGAUGAGAGGUUUUGAAUCAGGUUUAGAUUGCCUGUUCAGGAACCUGAUUAGACAUAGGGUGUCUCCCCUUAACAUUCUUACACCAUGAUGUACAUUCAAUAGGUGAUGGCAUUGUCAUUUUAGAGGAGAGAAGGAGUGUCAGUGUACAUCGACCAAAUUUUGUGAUAGAAUUAUAUAAGAAUGAUCUGUAAAUUUUCAUGUAUCCACUAAAAAUGCAAAUUAAAG